This is a messenger RNA of Alternaria metachromatica, 1053 nucleotides long. RefSeq lists its product as uncharacterized. Lineage: Eukaryota; Fungi; Ascomycota; Dothideomycetes; Pleosporales; Pleosporaceae. The record is from RefSeq and is a predicted model, not a curated record. The coding region runs from base 1 to 1053 and encodes 350 amino acids. The transcript is spliced from 2 exons. Gene Ontology annotation, cellular component: membrane.
AUGCACGUCGUGAGCGCCGUCUUAGACGCGCGAUCGAGUAUGGGGUUGCCAAAUCGGGCUCAAGUUGCCCAAAGUUUCCUGAACCCUUACAUCUACGACCCUUCUUACCCCCUGGCUAUAACAGGCGCAAUUGUCGUCCUGUUACUUUCCACAUAUUCCAUUUACCAGUAUGUCCGCCACAAGGCGUACUUCUUCUGGGCAGCCAUCAUCGCCAUUAUCAUGCUUGAUCUGGGCUUCAUAUGCCGCCUGGUAUCUGCCUACGACGAGCACCGAGAGUCGCCCUUCCUCGCCUCAUGGCUCAUGAUCUUACUCGCACCCAGCUUCCUGGCUGCAGCAUGCUACACGGCAUUCAGUCGCGUAGUAUGGUUUUCCUGCCCAACCCACGCGCUCAACUUCAAGACGCUGUGGUGCUUCCCUAGGUGGAUUACCGCCAACUUUGUGUGUUUCGACCUCCUCAGUUUCCUCGUCCAACUCGUCGGCGCGAGUCAGAUUAGUCGGCAGUACGAUGAAGACAAGCAAGGAAACCGGACUAUUGCUGCUUCUGAACGGAAAGCGCUGCCUGGUCGCAUCAUCCUCAUCAUGGGUCUGGUGAUGCAACUGCUCUGUUUCCUCAGCUUCUCCAUCAUCAGCAUGCGGUACUUCUACAUCAGCCGGCAUUGGGCUGCACAUGACCUUGGGGAUUUGCACCUUUGGCGGAAACUGGGGUAUACCAUCAAUCUCUCCUCGGUCCUUAUCGCCUGCCGGGCAUUCUAUCGAACCAUCGAGAUACCACACGAUCGCAACUACGGGCUAGCAUAUCUCCAGAGUCACGAAUGGUGCUUCUGGGUCUUCGAUGCCGCGCCCAUACUUGCUGUGCUAGUCGUGUUCGCUGUGUGGCAUCCGGGUCGAUAUCUGCCGAGAAGCUACACAGGGUGCAGACUGGACAAGGGCAGGGCUGUCAAAGAGAAGGAUGAGAUCAGUUCGAUGAACGGUGGUAGUAGUGGACGGGAGACCGAGCUGAGAGAUUUCAAGCCCGAGGACUUCCAGUCUGGAAGGGUCGCGACGAACGUGUAA